AUGCCAAUGCUCAAGGACCCUUCUCUCAAAUACAAACCGUUCAAGCCGGUCGACUUACCGGAUAGACAAUGGCCCAGCAAGACCAUCACAAAAGCCCCGCGAUGGCUGGCUACAGAUCUCAGAGACGGGAACCAGUCCCUCCCCGAUCCAAUGAAUGGUGAGCAAAAAUGGCGAUACUUCGAGCACUUGAUCGCAGUAGGCUAUAAAGAAAUCGAAGUCUCCUUCCCGUCGGCUUCCCAAGUUGACUUUGACUUCACACGGAAAAUCAUCGAAACUCCCGGUGCUGUCCCCGAUGAUGUUGCUAUCCAGGUUCUCUCACCCUGUCGUGAGGACUUGAUCAAACGGACGGUUGAGUCCCUCUACGGCGCCAAAAAUGCCAUUCUCCAUCUAUACCUCGCCACAAGCCAGUGUUUUCGUCGCAUUAUCUUUGGAAUGUCAGAAGAGGAAACUCUCGCUCUCGCUCUCAAGUGCACACAGUAUGCACGCUCGAUCACCAAAGACUCGCCGGACCCGAAAGUUAGAGAGACACGAUGGCAGUUCGAAUUCAGCCCUGAAACCUUCUCAGACACCUCGCCAGAGUAUGUUGUCAAGUUCUGCGAUGCUAUUAAGGCGGUUUGGGAGCCAUCCGUUGAGAAUCCUAUCAUCUUCAAUCUUCCGGCUACAGUCGAAAUGUCUACGCCUAAUGUCUACGCCGAUCAAAUUGAAUAUUUCUGCCGCAACAUUACAGAGAGAGAAAAGAUCUGUGUUUCUCUCCACCCUCAUAACGACAGAGGCUGUGCUGUCGCUGCCUCUGAAUUGGCCCAAAUGGCUGGUGCACAGAGAGUCGAAGGUUGUCUCUUCGGUAACGGAGAGAGAACCGGCAACGUCGACCUUGUCACUUUGGCUUUGAACCUCUACACUCAGGGUGUCUGUCCCAAUGUUGAUUUCUCAGACAUCAGCAAGACUAUCGAGAUCGUUGAAGAUUGCAACAAGAUCCCGGUUCACCCCCGCCAACCUUAUGGUGGUCAACUUGUUGUGUGUGCUUUUUCCGGGAGCCACCAAGAUGCCAUCAAAAAGGGUUUCAAGCUCCGAGACGAAGGCAAUGCUAGCUAUAAUGAUCCAUGGGUCAUUCCCUAUCUCCCUCUCGACCCACAAGACAUCGGCCGAACCUACGAAGCCGUCAUUCGUGUCAACAGCCAAAGUGGGAAAGGUGGUGCCGCCUGGGUUAUACUGCAGCAUAUGCGCCUCGACCUUCCCAGAGGUCUACAAAUUGCCUUUUCAAAGGUUGUUCAAAAGCACACAGAGUCUGUCAAUAGAGAACUACAGCCCACAGAAAUCGUCAAGUUGUUUGAGGAUACUUAUUAUCUCAAAAAUAACCCAAGAUUUACCCUCAUCGACUACGAUAUCAAAACCGAUAGAGCAGCUAGUCGGGGGAGGCCUCCCCAAGGUGUGGUAGCCAAUGGCAAUGGAAGGCCUGCCGAAGAACAGCCGAAGAGACAUUUUGAGGGAAUAGUUGCCUUGGACGGGAUCGAAAGGCCAAUCAAGGGUGUGGGAAACGGUGCCAUUUCCAGUAUGGCGAAUGCGUUAAGGGUGCUUGGCAUUGAACUUGACGUUACAGACUAUAAAGAACAUGCGUUGAGUGCCGGUACCCACGUCAAAGCCGUGGCUUACAUCGAAUGUUCACCCUCGAAGGCUGGACGGGGUGUUAAGUCGGUGAAGGAGGAGGCGGUUUGGGGUGUUGGUAUCCACGAAGAUGUGGUACAAGCCAGUUUGAUUGCUCUUCUUAGUGCGGCGAGUGGCUUCUUGUCUAGCAGACCUGGCACACCGCUCACUAAGCAUGCGCCCAACGGUGAAGUUUCGUCUCUGAAAAUCUAA
Molecule: messenger RNA, 1854 nt
Organism: Orbilia oligospora ATCC 24927
Lineage: Eukaryota; Fungi; Ascomycota; Orbiliomycetes; Orbiliales; Orbiliaceae
Exons: 4
Coding region: 1-1854 (617 amino acids)
Biological process (GO): L-leucine biosynthetic process
Cellular component (GO): mitochondrion
Molecular function (GO): 2-isopropylmalate synthase activity
Source: RefSeq, a predicted model, not a curated record